Tribolium castaneum (red flour beetle) is the source of this 2414-nucleotide messenger RNA. RefSeq names its product ATP binding cassette subfamily D member 1 (gene ABCD). NCBI's taxonomy places the organism in Eukaryota, Metazoa, Arthropoda, Insecta, Coleoptera, Tenebrionidae. Gene Ontology annotation, cellular component: peroxisomal membrane. The transcript is spliced from 6 exons. The record is from RefSeq and is a predicted model, not a curated record. Gene Ontology annotation, molecular function: ABC-type transporter activity; long-chain fatty acid transmembrane transporter activity; ATP hydrolysis activity. Gene Ontology annotation, biological process: very long-chain fatty acid catabolic process; peroxisome organization; fatty acid beta-oxidation. The coding region runs from base 167 to 2347 and encodes 726 amino acids.
CUUUAGUCAAGCGGCGAUCGUCAUUUGUUGUUGUAACCAUUGGAAAUAUGUAACAAGUUUGUAAGCAAAAAACUAGUGUGCUGUGGCUCUUUGUGUAACAUCAAGAUAGCCGUGACAACGCUUCCGGUUUUUUAUCACAGGAAAAUGCCAACUUGAUUGGUGAAAAAUGCCAACGGUCGUGUCAAAAUUCUUGUCCAAGGGCGAGGCAGCCCUGAAUGUGAACCGAAGGGCGCUUUCGGGGGCCGUGGUGGCCGCGGCCCUUUUUGCCUACACGUACAAAAUCGCCUAUCCUCUUCUAACACGUAAAACGGACGUAAACAUCAACAAUAAUCUAGUCAGAAGAAAUAUCCAAAAUGGGCUCAAAAGCAACAAAUUGCCCAAAAGACACCGCUUACGUAAUACCAUCCCGGCCCUGAAUCUACAAUUUAUUUUGCAAUUUAUCAAGUUGGCGAGGAUUAUGAUUCCGAGUGUUUUUUGUGCCGAGAUUGGCCUUCUGGGAGGGCACACGACGUUUUUGUUUUUGCGGACGUUUUUGAGCAUUUAUGUGGCGAACUUGGAGGGGGCCAUUGUCAAAUAUAUCGUAAGAAAAGAGCCGAAAAAUUUUAUCAAACAGUUGGUUAAGUGGUUUGCUGUUGCAAUUCCGGCCACUUUUAUCAACAGCAUGAUCAAAUAUUUGGAGAGCAAGAUUGCGCUGAGCUUCAGGACGCGAUUAGUGGAACAUUCGUACCAACUAUACUUCAGGAACCAAAGUUAUUACAGGGUCACCGUCCUGGACGGACGCCUGGAUAAUUGCGCCCAGCGUCUCACCGACGACAUUGAGACCGUGGCCAGCACCGUUUCGCACCUUUACGGCCAGAUCACCAAGCCCAUGUUCGACAUCCUCCUCAUGGCCAUCGCGUUGGCCAACUUGGUCAAAAGUCGCAACGCCAACUUGAUCACAGGCCCCGCCAUCAUCUCAGGUGUUGUGAUUUUCUCAGCGUUGAUUUUACGGUUGGUUUCGCCACGUUUUGGCCAACUUGUGGCCCAGGAGGCUGAGAAAAAGGGUUAUUUACGUCAUGUGCACUCUCGAAUUGUUUCAAACGCCGAAGAAAUCGCCUUUUACGGCGGUCAUAAAGUCGAACAAUCGCAACUGCGCCAAGCCUUCCGCAUUUUGGCGCAACAUAUGGAGCACAUGUUCGGCGUAAAAUUAUGGUUUGUGAUGUUGGAGCAGUUUUUAAUGAAAUAUGUGUGGUCUGGCACGGGGAUGAUUGUGGUUUCGUUGCCGAUUUUAUUAUCUAGUGGGCCUGGGAAAGCCCCUACUGAGGGCGAAAUUUCCGAUAAUGUGGCCGAAAGGACGCAUUACUUCACCACGGCAAAAAAUCUACUGAUUACGGGUUCAAAUGCAGUUGAGAGAUUAAUGUCAAGUUAUAAAGAUAUCGUCGAGUUGGCGGGACAUACGGCCAGGGUGGCCAACAUGUUCACGGUUUUGGAGGAGGCGAGUCAAGGGAUUUAUCACAAGACCUUGGUUGAGAAGAAGGAGAAGUGUGGCGACUUUGAAAUUGAAUUUAAAGGCGACCAACCACUCGCUAAAGGCAAAUUAAUCGUCUCGACCACCAAUGAAAUCAUCCUCCGUAACGUCCCCAUAGUCACCCCCAAUUGUGACGUGGUGUGCCCCUCCUUAAGCCUCGAAUUAAAGCCGGGCCAACACUUGCUCAUUACGGGCCCUAAUGGCUGCGGAAAAUCCAGCCUUUUCCGCAUUCUAAGUGGGCUGUGGCCCAUCUAUGGAGGCGAACUCCACACCCCCAAGAACUCAAUGUUCUACAUCCCCCAGCGGCCAUACAUGGUCAUAGGCAACUUGAGAGACCAGAUCAUUUAUCCGGACACAGCCACCGACAUGAUCAAUAAACAAGUGAGCGAGGAUGAGCUCCGGAAAAUCAUGCGAUUGGUGCACUUGGAGCACAUCGUCGAGAGGGACACCUUCCACCAGGUCAAGGAUUGGACGGAUAUUUUGUCAGGCGGCGAAAAGCAGCGAAUGGCAAUCGCGCGAUUGUUUUACCACAAGCCGAAGUACGCGCUGUUGGACGAGUGCACGUCGGCGGUGUCCAUAGAUGUUGAAAGCUUCAUUUAUCAAACGGCCAUUGACAUGGGAAUCACACUUUUGACAAUUACGCAUCGGCCCACUCUUUGGAAAUUUCACACUCAUAUUUUGCAAUUUGACGGCACAGGUGCGUGGAAGUUUGAAGAAUUGAAUGCCAAUAAUAGGCUCAGUUUGAAGAAGGAGAAAGAGGAAUUAAUGAAGAAGAAAAGUACUGAAGAAACCAUUCAAAGACUCAAUGAACUGAACAAACUUUUAGGCGAAGAUGACUAGAUCGUGUAGUUCAAUAGCUCUAGCUGGUGAAUUGACAGAGAUAUCAAUUAAAGUUGAUUUAUUUAUU